AUGCACCUGGCGGAACGUGGGGCGAAGGUCACCAUCGUCGAUCCCCGCCCUCCCUUUACCGCGAGCAGCCAGUAUUCAACGGAAUGCUACCGUGACUUCUUCCUGGAUGCGGCGCUUGUGCCGUUUAUGUCGCGCUCAGUGGACAUUCUGGAAGAACUGGCCGGUGAGGCCAAUGAAAUCGGACUAUCAAGGCGCGGCUACUGCUUCUUCACGGCAACGGAUGAGGGAUGCGAGGCCUUCGAAGCCUUUGCGCUGCGGGCCUCGGAGUACGGGGGUGGCCCCCUGAGGCGACACCGGGAUUUGUCGUCGUACCAGAAGCCUUCAGACGAUUUCCGAAACCCGGACCUCGUGGGCUUCGACCUCAUUGCCGGUCAAGAAAACAUUGCCAGUAUCUUCCCUUUCGUCGCGAAGGAGGCCAAAGGCCUCCUUCACGCCCGGCGCUGUGGGUGGCUCGACUCCCAGGGGCUCGGGCAGAAAAUGCUCUCAAAGGCCCGAGCUGCGAAAGCUUCGGUUCUUCGUGGGCGCAUCCAGGGCUUCGAUAAGAGCGGAAACGGCGAGAUUAGCGCAGUGCGCGUGGUGCUGAGCGACGGUACUGAGAGCCGCCUGCCCUGCGACGCCGUGGUCAACGCCGCCGGCGCGUGGAUGCCGAACCUUAGCGAUCUGCUGGGUUCAGGCUCCCCGCUGCCACUCCUGAAUGAAGUGCAUGCGAAGGUGAUUCUGCACGACACAAAGGCUGUCAUACCGCAGUCCUUCGCACCCUUCAUGGUCUGGCGAGACAAGGUGACGCUGGACUGGGACGACGAGGUGAAGCAGGGCCUCCUUGAGAUGGAUGACACGGCCGAGGGUGGGAUGGUAAAUGCCUCCGCCUGGAUCCGGGAGCAGCCCGGUGGGCAACACCUUCGGCCGGCAGGCAACGGCUGGGUCGUCAUGCUUUGGGAGCAUCUUCAUAAGCACCUGCCUAUUGCCGAGGAUCCGUUGAUGCCAAUCGAGUCGUUCCUCGAUAUGUAUCCCGAGCUGUGUCUAGCUGGGCUUCAGCGAAUGGUGCCUGACUUGGCCCAGUACGAGGGCCAGCUGGGCCGGGACACCGUUGUGGACGGAGGUUACUAUACCAACACCCCUGACGGGCGUCCACUUAUCGGCCCUCAUGGUUGCCCAAAUUUCUUCCUCUGUGGUGGCAUGGGUACCUACGGCUUGAUGGGCUCGCCUGCAGCAGGAGAGCUUGCAGCAAUGCACGUCAUGCAGGAGAAGCUCCCCGGCUAUGCGUCUGCAUGCGUUUGGCCUCGAGCGAGCUCAAAAACUGAUCCCUUGGUGGACCUGCUAGAUGACUCGAGCUGA
Symbiodinium sp. CCMP2456 is the source of this 1335-nucleotide messenger RNA. The record is from the annotation of a GenBank genome assembly. NCBI's taxonomy places the organism in Eukaryota, Dinophyceae, Suessiales, Symbiodiniaceae.